This is a messenger RNA of Physeter macrocephalus (sperm whale), 4665 nucleotides long. It is a transcript of the gene POPDC1, whose product is annotated as popeye domain cAMP effector 1. Gene Ontology annotation, cellular component: sarcolemma. NCBI's taxonomy places the organism in Eukaryota, Metazoa, Chordata, Mammalia, Artiodactyla, Physeteridae. Gene Ontology annotation, biological process: skeletal muscle tissue development; heart development; regulation of membrane potential. The record is from RefSeq and is a predicted model, not a curated record. The transcript is spliced from 8 exons. Gene Ontology annotation, molecular function: cAMP binding. Bases 26 to 1312 code for a protein of 428 amino acids.
CCCAGCCCCGGCCGCAGCUGCAGUGAUGCCUAUUUUAGUCAAAGCCGCUGCGGGCGCGGGGACCCGGCACACGCCGAGCAGCCUCCCGACCUGCCGAUCGGCCGAGGAUUUCGCGUCGGGCUCCCGUCGAGCCUUCGCGUCCGUGUCGCCUGCGCCCCACCGCUGCCGCCCCAAACUUUGGUCAGCACCGCCAGGGCUCCGCGCCAGGGACGAGCCAGGAGUUUUCAAGAUGAAUUAUACUAAGUCCAGCCCAUUGGCAGAAUCAACUGCAAUUGGUUUUACACCUGAGUUAGAAACUAUCCUACCUGUGCCUUCCAAUGAGACCACUUGUGAAAACUGGAAAGAGAUACAUCAUCUAGUUUUUCAUGUAGCAAAUAUUUUUUUUGCAAUUGGGUUGGUUAUUCCAACUACUCUUCACCUUCAUAUGAUACUUCUUAGGGGGAUGUUAGCUAUAGGAUGUACCCUUUACAUCGUCUGGGCCACUCUCUACCGAUGUGCCUUGGAUAUCAUGAUCUGGAACUCGGUGUUCCUGGGGGUCAACAUUUUGCAUCUUUCAUAUCUUUUGUACAAGAAAAGACCGGUAAAAAUCGAAAAGGAACUCAAGAGCAUCUACCAGCGAUUGUUUGAACCACUCCGGGUGCCUCCAGAUUUGUUCAAAAGAUUAACUGGACAGUUUUGCAUGAUCCAAACAUUGAAAAAGGGCGAGACCUAUGCUGCAGAGGAUAUAACCUCAGUUGACGACCGUCUGAGUAUUCUCCUGAAGGGAAAAAUGAAGGUCUCCUAUCGAGGACAUUUUCUGCAUAAUAUUUACCCCUGUGCCUUUAUAGAUUCUCCUGAAUUUAGAUCAACCCAGAUGCACAAAGGUGAAAAAUUCCAGGUCACCAUUAUUGCAGAUGAUAACUGCAGAUUUUUAUGCUGGUCAAGAGAAAGAUUAACUUACUUUCUGGAAUCAGAGCCUUUCCUAUAUGAAAUAUUUAGGUAUCUUAUAGGAAAAGACAUUACAAAUAAGCUCUACUCAUUGAAUGACCCCACCUUAAAUGAUAAAACGGUCAAAAAGUUGGACCAGCAGCUCAGCCUUUGCACACAGCUGUCCAUGCUGGAAAUGAGGAACAGUAUAGUCAGCUCCAGUGAAGAUGAAGACGGCUUACACCAGUUUCUUCGGGGCACCUCCAGUGUUUCCUCUCUUUAUGUGUCACCCCUACACCAGCGAGCCUCUGCGAAGAUGAACCCAAUAGAGGAAGGGGUGGAAAACGAUGACGAGGUCUUUGAACCCGUGUCCUCGAAUACGCUUAAAGUUCGUCGCUGGCCUUGAUCCCAAGAGAGGAUUCACGUUACCAAGAGGGAAACUGUCUGGAAGAGAUCCUGAAAAAUACCAGCACUUUUUCACUGCUUUUCAAUUGUUCUGCUUUAAUAUUGAUACUCCCAGCCUGGGAGAGUCUGAGGGCAGGAAAGGGAGGGAGAUUCAAAACAUGGGAAGGUUAUCUUCUCUUUUUACUGGUCAGCUUUCUGUUCCACUGAGCCUUCUGACUAAACCGAGUGCUAUUUUUGAGAGAUAUAUUUUCACAGUGUUUUCUAGAUAUGUUAUCAUUUAACUUAAAAAAAUCUUAGCGCUUUGUCAUUGCAAAUGCCUUCACUUAUCUUUCCGAGCUGUUCCUUUUCGUCAGAGACAGUUUUUUCUCUGCCGUGGCAAUGGGGCUGUCCGUUUGAUAGUUUUAACAAACAAUGUAACUUCGAAAUUGAGGCUGAGGUAACAUUAAAAAGCAGGGAAUCUCAGGCUUCGCUCAGUUGAUUUUUUGGUUGGAAAAUUUUAAAGAAAGGUGUGAUGCGAUUCAUGUAUAUUUUUCUCUCAGGCCAGACACGUCAUUCUACUAGACUGCCUUCCUUUUGUGGGCAUUGUGUGGAUAGCUUGAUAAUGAACAAAGCUCGUCAGACAUUGCUCACAUUACCCUUAUAUUAUGCUGUUUGGAAGUUGGGCUGAACCCUAAAGCUGGAAAUGUAACAGUGGAAGCGGUUCUGAGCCUGGGGUCGGCCUUUGGCUAAACCAGCCCAGCUGUGAUGUGGAGCCAUCUUGCCCCAUACUCUGCUGUAGGAAGCACGUUCCUUGGGGCGGGAGGACUGGAGAGUCAAGUGGCCAAACAAGUGUCGCAGAAUGACGAGGCUGACAGAGCCGCUGCACUCUUCAGCUGCUAUUCUUUUUUUUUUUUUUGCGGUAAGCGGGCCUCUCAUUAUUGUGGCCGUUCCCGUUGCGGAGCACAGGCUCCGGACGCGCAGGCCCAGCGGCCAUGGCUCACGGGCCCAGCCGCUCCGCGGCAUGUGGAAUCUUCCUGGACCGGGGCACGAACCCGUGUCCCCUGCAUCGGCAGGCGGACUCCCAACCACUGCGCCACCAGGGAAGCCCCUUAAACUCAUUUUUUAAAGCCAGUUAUUUUAGUAAUUUCACGUGAGUCAAAUUCACAUGCUUGGUCACUCACUGAGAAAGUUUCCACAGACUGGGUAUCCAGCUCCUAACAUAUUCAUCAAAUGUUGGCUUAUUAACCUCACAGUAGAAAGGCUGAUUUCACUUUCCUACUAUAGUGGUCUCUUCUGUUUGCUAAAUUAGAAAUUUAUUUGGGGAAAUGAAACAAAGGUGAAUGACUUUGCCUUGGCUUUAAGACUAUAAAGAUAUAAUAGGUUGAACUCUUCCUUUCAAUGCCCGAAUCUAGUAUAUAAGGUAAUGGUGUUAAUACUGCUUUCCUUUAACUAUUGGAGUGAAGCUAUGUAGGCCAUUGAGUUUACACAUGCAUAAGACCUAAUUUACAAAAUCACUCUAUAGAGUAAUUAGAUAUUACAUCCUUCUCUGAGUAGAAAGUAAUUUUAGAUACUGCUAAAGACAUGUUUUUAAGGUUCUGUGAAUCCACAGAACCUUGAGAUUUUCUUACCCUGACCCAUCUUCAGGUUUGUCUCACUUUGUCAACCUCAGACAACAGAGGGUGUCAUCUCUAAUGAUCAGCCUGGAUGUGUCUGGAGGUUAUUUUCUAUAGUGCUGGGAACAAACAUGUUUAAAAGCACACUGCUAAAAUUAGGUGAUAUGAAGUCAUUUACUGGUUUUAUUAAAACGUGUGUGCACAUCAGUGCCAUUGAUAAGGAAGAUUGUAAUUUCAAGAUCAGGAAUCUUCAAAGAGCCAUUUAGCUUGAAUGGGAAACACGAAACUAUUUUUAAAUACAUCCCUCUAAGGACAACAGUUAAAAGGAGCUGAAGACAUUGAGUGGUCUUCCCACUAGACUGGAUAGCAAAGAAGCAGAUGAGAAAACAUAAAAGAUCUCCUACAGAUAAUUUUUAUAAAUAUAUAUACAAAUGAACAAGUAUAUCUUUGUAUAAUGCAUAGAUAAGAAACAUGUUUGCUGCCAAAGCCACCAAUGAGAUGCUUCCUGUGUUCUUUGGCCUUCACUUAGCUGUGUGACCAAGGUCCAGAAAAUGGUCUGCAAAAAUUAUUCUGUAUAUUACCCCAAAUAUACUCCGUUUAAAUGUAACAUCAAGUCCGUUGUAUGAAGCUGGACUGUAACGUUUAUACCAGAAUGUAUGUCAGUUAUGAUAUUUUGCAAGCCCUCAUAAAUAUUAUAUUUGUAAAUUGAUAACACAAACCCUAUGAUGUUUCUAGAUCUUAAAUUAGUAAUAAUGGGUGCUACAUAAUUAUUUUUCACUUACCAUCCUUAGCUUCCUGGGAUCUUUUUCGUUUCUCCCUAUGGUCCAUUUCACUUUAAUCAUUUUGUACCUUUGUGCUUUGCUGGAACACUAUGCUGUGCCCACUGGAAGACGCCACCUUCUUCGUGUCUGGUUCCUUCCAUAUGCCUGAAGCUUUUCUGAUUCUGUAACUUGGAGCUGCUGAGUCCUGCCUCCCAGGUCCUAUCGUGGCCCCAAAGGCAGAGUCACUUGGAUGCUGGAAAAAAUAUUUAGGGAAAGUUGUGUAACCUACAUACUCUGCCCUGUCUCCAGUGUAGCCAGGUGAUGACCUUGCCUGCCAGUGAAGAUUUCAUGCUAGUGCAUGGUGGCUCCUGUCCAAACACUUGGGAAGUCUGGUCAGUCCCAAUCCUUGGGGCUUGGUGCAGACCCUGAGGUACAGCUCCAAGGAUUCACUGUUAUUAUUAUUUUUUAAAUCCAUUUUCCUGGUCAUUUCUAAAGCUGCUCUGCAGAAACCGUUGACACUACCAUGUUUCCCCUCCCUUCCCUCUUUCCAACCCUGGUUUCCCAACCUCUUUUUCUAAUUAUCCCAACUAGAGUUAUUAGAAAUUCCCACCCACUCAAUUCAAAUUCCCAAGGAUGUGAAGGGAUAGGACACUGUGCAGGGAACUCGAGGUUGCCAUGCACUUGGGACACAUCUUCUCACUUAUGGUAGCCAUGCUCUGAUCAUCACAGGACCCCAAGUACCUUGUAUGUAACAACAUAUUGUAAGGGAAAUUUAAGAAACCCACUUGAAGUACUAUUUACAGAUUUUACCGAUAUACUUGCAAUCUAGUUUUAAAGUACACAAGGAUUUUGUGAAUGGUUUUUACAGACACAUUAUGUAUAGGGAUCACAUUCUUUCUGCUUUUAGGUGCCAUUUACACUGAUACCAUUUUACUUUAUAAUAAAUUUACAUUUCGACUGAAUGGAGCCUUACAGUUUAAAAUAUCUUCAUAUAUUGUCAU